GACAUGUUACGAACAUUUUAUAUGGGUAAAUUAUGAGUCUAUUAUCAUAGCUGAACACAUGCAUCGAGUUGUUUAAAUAAAGUUUUGCGUGUUUGCGAUGACCGCAAAGAUGGCUUCCUCUUUACUGAAGGUUGCAGUUACAGGUCUCUCGAGGUGUGCAUGGCACACUUUACCCUCAGUGAGGGCAUUGCGUCUGACUGUACCCGUCGCUCAAGGUGUCCCUCAGUCAUUAUGGAAGUUAGGCAGACUGAAUCAUGUGGCUAUCGCAGACCAGACCUAGAAAGCCACAGCACUGUAUCGUGAUGUGCUGGGGGCUCAAGUAAGCGCCACCGUACCACUCCCUGAGCACGGGGUGUACACUGUGUUUGUAGAACUGGGAAACACCAAAUUAGAGCUUCUGCACCCUCUGGGAGAGAAAAGCCCUAUUGCAGGAUUCCUGCAGAAGAACAAAGCUGGAGGGAUGCAUCAUAUCUGUAUUGAGGUGGAUGAUAUCAACGCUGCAAUAGUUGAUUUGAAGGAAAAGAAAAUCAGGCUGCUCUCCCCAGAGCCACGGAUAGGGGCUCACGGCAAACCAGUGAUGUUCCUCCACCCUAAAGACUGUGAUGGGGUUCUUGUGGAGAUAGAACAAGCCUAGCUAUCACACAUGAGAGUAUCUAGCAUACAGAGACACUUUGAUUUUUGACACUUAAGCUAUUGUGAUUAUAUUAAGAAGAAUGGUAUGAUUCCACUUGUUUCACUAAUCAUUAAUCUGUUAUGGUGUGCUUUAUAUUCUUGGCCUUUUUUCUGAAGUAAAGAUUUUCUUUAAUCACUUAAUAAAUGGUUAAAGUUAGUUUGAUCCUUUGACUCUUUGCAAGCUCACACAUUCAAAAUGUGUGCAGAGUAUGUAAAUCAUGUUUAAUUUUUUUUUCCCCCUCGCAAUAACAUUUGUGGGGUACACUUGGUAUU
This is a messenger RNA of Puntigrus tetrazona (Sumatra barb), 945 nucleotides long. RefSeq names its product methylmalonyl CoA epimerase (gene mcee). The record is from RefSeq and is a predicted model, not a curated record. Lineage: Eukaryota; Metazoa; Chordata; Actinopteri; Cypriniformes; Cyprinidae. Gene Ontology annotation, biological process: L-methylmalonyl-CoA metabolic process. Gene Ontology annotation, molecular function: methylmalonyl-CoA epimerase activity. Gene Ontology annotation, cellular component: mitochondrion.